This is a messenger RNA of Oryzias melastigma (Indian medaka), 3070 nucleotides long. RefSeq names its product prostaglandin E2 receptor EP1 subtype. The transcript is spliced from 3 exons. Gene Ontology annotation, cellular component: plasma membrane. The record is from RefSeq and is a predicted model, not a curated record. Bases 676 to 1788 code for a protein of 370 amino acids. Gene Ontology annotation, molecular function: thromboxane receptor activity; prostaglandin E receptor activity. Lineage: Eukaryota; Metazoa; Chordata; Actinopteri; Beloniformes; Adrianichthyidae. Gene Ontology annotation, biological process: positive regulation of cytosolic calcium ion concentration; inflammatory response; adenylate cyclase-activating G protein-coupled receptor signaling pathway.
UGGUGCGCCAGGCGCGCCCUGGCCAAAUGACCACUCAGCCGUUUGUGCAGAACAAUGAAACCGUAGACCUGCCUGCUGCUGGACUCACGGCGCGCUCGUGAUGUCAGGGAAUCUGUGGAAAGCGAUACAGCAGCAGAGGUUAUUUUCAGCGCAGAGACAAACACGUUCAGUCCCGCCGCCGCGCGCCGCCGCCCCCACGGCCCCACAGAAGAUCCACUCUGGACUCCUUCCAGAUGUGCGCGCCGUGCUGAGAUAAAGCAGGUCAAAGACACUCUGGAGCGACACAUCAAGUGAGCAACAGCUUUGGAGCGCGCAGGCUUGGAGCGUCAACAGACUGCGGCGCGCGCAGGAGACGCGCGACUGGCUCAGGCGCGCAGCCGCCGCGGGGGGGUUAUAAAAGCCCCACGCUGCGCCUCAGACUCCAGAGUGGAUCCUGCAGGACCCCCACCGAUCAAGAGGGGAGAAAGCUCCCCGAACCACGGCGGCCCGUUCACUUUCCCUGUCAGAAACGCGUGACGCUCACGCAUUUGACGCAUUUUCCUCGGACCUCCCGGAUGGCUGGAAGCUCUUUGGUUGGAGUUUUUCUGGACUUUGAGAGACAAUUCCACGGGACUCUAAUAUUAUAAAGCUGUCUGCUUCUCCAGCUAUGGGCCGCCUGAUCCGUGGAGCUGGGACAUGUCCGCUCUGAGCCUCCUCAGCCCGUCUGCGCUGCUGCCUGGCCUGGGGAAUAGCAGUGUGGAGGGCGGCGGGACGUCCCAUCAGGGAAACUGUUCCUCGGUGGAGACGAGCAUCGAGGGGAAAGUCCUCGUCAUUCUGUCCAUGACGCUGGGCAUCAUCUCCAACACUGUGGCUCUUUUCAUUCUGGUCAAUGCCUACUCGACCCAGCGCCGGCGCUCCAAAGCCACAUUCCUGCUGUUUGCCACUUCACUGGUGGUGACAGAUUUUGUUGGACAUGUGGUUCUCGGCGCCCUGGUUCUGCGGCUGUACUUCCCAGGAAACGUGGGGCCCGGGCACUUUGACUCCUCUGAUGGCACGUGUCAGUUCAUGGGGGGUUGCAUGGUGUUCUUUGGGCUGUGCCCCCUCUUCAUGGGCUGUGCCAUGGCUGCAGAGAGAUGCCUGGGCGUUACCAGACCGCUGCUGCACUCGUCGAUAGUUACCAAGACUCGCUCAAAGGUUUGUCUGUCGCUCAUCUGGCUGGCGGCGCUGGGCGUGGCCCUGCUGCCCCGCCUCCAGCUGGGCUCCUACACCUAUCAGUACCCGGGGACCUGGUGUUUCAUCAACGUGCUCCACGACACCAGCCAGGUGGACUUGGCGUUUGUGGCGCUCUUCUCGGGGCUGGGCUUGACUGCUCUGAGUGCGGCUCUGCUGUGCAACACGGUCAGCGGACUGACGCUGGUUCUGGCCCGGCUCCGGAGGCAGCCCGGCUCCCAUCACUCAGCCCGCUCGCAUGACGUAGAGAUGGUGGUGCAGCUUGUUGGGGUCAUGGUCACCUCCUGUAUCUGCUGGUGCCCCCUGCUGAUCAUUGGCCUGACCUCUGUCAUCGACUCCUACAAAGGAAGCGUUGGGGAUCAGCUGUGCAGCUACAAAAGCUGGAUGGUGAUCGGAGUGAGGAUGGCCACAUGGAACCAGAUCCUCGACCCCUGGGUCUACAUCCUGCUGCGCCGCACCGUCCUACGCAAAAUCUACCUCAUCGCCAAGUGCCAGGCGGGGCUGAGGGGCUCGAUGGCGGGCCGCUGGGAGAACAGCUCUUUACCCAGCUUGGACAUGAAUGAAGUCAACAAAGUCUGAGAGGACAGAUGGAACACAGAUGUUGAAGGACUUUUCCAACAUUGCUGCAGUCAUGGAAGAACAGUCCGGCUGUGAGAGUCAGACAGCUCUGAGCUGUCCUACAUUUUCCUUUGUUGAAGUUUACCAACAGCUGCUGAUGAUGAUGAGCUUGCACAGUACAUAGUGAAUGCUUUUAUUUUGACUAAUAUUAUUAUUGUAGACUUUAAAAGAGUCUAGAAAACAGAAGGUUUCAUUUCUGACCUGAGUGAAACCAAGUGAAUGUGUUUGUCCAGCAGGGGGAGCUCUGCAGACGUUCAUGUGAGCCUGUUUGUUCACAAAGUUGGAAUCUGGAUCCCAGAACAACUUCCCUCUUUAUAUGCUCACACCCAGCAUGAAUGCUUUCAUUCAGGCAAGUUCCAGGAUGACCUUCUAAAGACGUACUGAUCCCAACACUCAAAAAGCUGUUUUCACCUUUGAUUCCUGUUAGCAGUGGAUAGCAAAGCUGCUCACAGCGCUCAGCCCCCUUCAGUGGAAAAAGCAGGUUUCUGCAUCUGAUGUAAAAUGUUUUAAAGCAGGAAAGUCAAAUGAAUGGGACCCUUGAACGUGUCGUUUUGAUCAAACAUCAGAUCAGACUUUAAACACUGUGACGUGUGUGUUGUUAUUUGAAGGCCCACUCUGAUGAAAAUGAUGUUUUUGGUGUUUUUAAGAUGUUUUUGUGGCAUUUUUCUGAUGAUUGAGGACAUAUGUAGGGAUUUUCAAAUUAAAAUUGUUUUUCAGAAAAUAUCUGUAUUGAAAUUGUUGAGACUGUUGAGGAGCAGAUGGGAAAAUGCAGUUUAAAAAGAUUGUUUUUGUGACGUUGAAAAGACCACAGUCUCCCAUUCAUCCACUGAUGGACAAACAGAUCCAUGAACGUUUGUUUUCCUCAUCUGAGUUGGAAUCAAAACUGUACGGCUGGGCAACUCUGUUAUUGCUCGCCAUUUUUGAGAGAUAUUGUUUGGUUGAGGUUUAGGUUGGGGUUGGGAGGGGCUGUGAGCAUAGCGGGAGAGAGUGGAAACAAAGGGAUGAUGGGAAAUGAGUGCAGGCUAACUCUGCACCAACAAUGCCGCUCACAACUCAGAGGUAAACUCCCGCUGCUCUGCAGAAACUUUGUCCUUGAAAACAACACAGGCUUUUAUUUGUUUGUUUUCAUUUUGGCUUAAAACAGCAUCAUCAUAAUUAAAAGACCACUGGGAACACUUUGACAAAAGAACUUUAAUCAAAAGGAGGAGAUUUGGGGAUUCACAAUAAAUUCUAUUUAUUUGAA